AUGCAUAGUCCUUUCGUUAGAAGUUCGGGAGCAACUUCUCGAAGAACAGAUUUGCUAAGGAAGUGCACCUUGCAGCAAUCUGACUACAGAGAGUACUCCAAGGAGAACACCCCACAAAGAGGAGUCUGUGUCCAAGUCUCUAAAGAGAGGACUCAAAGGAGAACAUCCUACAGACAGGACACAGUGGAGAACUGCUUACAGACAGGAGUCGGUGGCAGGCAGCCUACAGACAGGACACCGCGGAGAGCUGCAUACAGACAGGAGUCGGUGGCGGGCAGCCUACAGACAGGACACCGCGGAGAGCUGCAUACAGACAGGAGUCGGUGGCGGGCAGCCUACAGACAGGACAACGUGGAGAGCUGCAUACAGACAGGAGUCGGUGGCAGGCAGCCUACAGACAGGACACCGUGGAGAGCUGCAUACAGACAGGAGUCGGUGGCAGGCAGCCUACAGACAGGACAACGUGGAGAGCUGCAUACAGACAGGAGUCGGUGGCAGGCAGCCUACAGACAGGACACCGUGGAGAGCAACCUACAGAGAGAAGUCCGUGGUGAGCUUGUUACGGAGAGGACUCCGCGGAAACAACCUCACGGCAGAAAGGCAGCGACGCUCAUAUCAGAGAUCAACACAGACAGUGCGGAACCCACCAUCCGCAGUGAUGUCCUGAAGAGACUGGUGCUGGAACAGCUGCGGCCCAUGGUCAGACCCCUCCUGGACCCACUUCAGUUCGCCUACCAGCCCCGGCUGGGAGUUGAGGACGUCAUCAUCUUCCUGCUGAACCGCAUCUACACUCACCUGGACAAGCAAGAAUGGUGAAAAUCAUGUUUUUAGACUUCUCCAGUGCUUUCAACACCAUCCGGCCAGCCCUGCUGGGUGAGAUGCUGGCAGCGAUGCAGGUGGGUGCCCCCCUCGUGUCCUGGAUUGUUGACUACCUGACUGGCAGACCACAGCAUGUGUGUCUGCGGCACUGUGUGUCGGACAGCGUGGUCAGCAACACUGGGGCCCCUCAGGGGACUGUCCUCUCUCCCUUCAUCUUCACCAUCUACACCACGGACUUCAGCUACCACACAGAGUCCUGCCACCUUCAGAAGUUUUCUGAUGACUCUGCUGUGGUGGAAUGUAUCAGCGGUGGUGAUGAGACUGAGUACAGGGGUGUGGUGGGGAACUUUGUCUCAUGUUGUGAGCAGAACUAUCUGUAGCUCAAUGCGACAAAGUCUAAGGAGCUGGUUGUAGACCUACGAAGGGCCAAGGCACCAGUGACCCCGGUUUCCAUCCAGGGGGCCAGUGUGGAUAUCAAGCUCUUUACAGGAAGGGCCAGAGUCGCCUCUAUUUCCUGAGGAGGAUGAGGUCCUUCAACAUCUGCCGGACAAUGCUGAAGAUGUUUUAUGAGUCUGUGGUGGCCAGUGCUAUCCUGUAUGCUGUUGCAUGCUGGGGCAGCAGGUUGAGGGUAGCGGACUCCAACAGGCUCAACAAACUGAUCCAUAAGGCCAGUGACAUUGUGGGGAUGGAGCUGGACUCUCUGUCGGUGGUGUCAGAGAGGAGAGGAGGAUGCUGGCCAAACUACAUGCCAUCUUGGACAGUGUCUCCCACCCACUCCAUGACGUGCUGGUCAAACAAAGGAGCGCCUUCAGCAAAAGACUCACCCCCCCAAAAUGCACCACAGAACGCCACAGGAAGUCAUUCCUGCCUGUGGCCAUCAAACUCUUUAACUCCUCCCUCUAAGUGUCGGGGAAACUAGCAUUGAUAUUACUCAACUGGACAUUGGAUCAUUAACAUUACUGCAAUACCUGAAAUAUUGUGCAAUAUUCUCAAUAUUCUCUUACUCCUGUGCAAUAUACUCUGUUCUCAGUUGAAUUAUUCCAUGUUUUUUUAUAUUUAUUAAACUAUAUUACUUCCUAAUAAGCUGGUUCAAUCUGCUACACUCAACUUGACAGUGCACAUGAUUGCACUACUAUUACUAAUAUUAUUACAUUGUACUGUACACUUACUUAGCUUUAUA
Siniperca chuatsi (mandarin fish) is the source of this 1999-nucleotide messenger RNA. RefSeq lists its product as uncharacterized. The transcript has 3 exons. The record is from RefSeq and is a predicted model, not a curated record. The coding region runs from base 1 to 816 and encodes 271 amino acids. NCBI's taxonomy places the organism in Eukaryota, Metazoa, Chordata, Actinopteri, Centrarchiformes, Sinipercidae.